Molecule: messenger RNA, 1857 nt
Organism: Diospyros lotus (date-plum)
Lineage: Eukaryota; Viridiplantae; Streptophyta; Magnoliopsida; Ericales; Ebenaceae
Product: peptidyl-prolyl cis-trans isomerase FKBP53-like
Exons: 12
Coding region: 131-1681 (516 amino acids)
Molecular function (GO): peptidyl-prolyl cis-trans isomerase activity
Source: RefSeq, a predicted model, not a curated record
UUUAUUUUCUGUGAGACCAACAGUCGCAACCUAAUUUGAGGUAUUUAGGGUUUUAAGAGGCAAGGCUAAAGCGCACGAUAGUAUAAGACGGUCGUUUUAGGGUUUUAGGGAAGAAUUGAUCGGACCAGUGAUGGCUUUCUGGGGAGUUGAAGUGAAACCGGGCAGGCCGUACACUCAUCGGUUAGAUCAUGAGCGAGGAAGGCUUCGCCUAUCUCAGGCUACAUUGGGCAAUGGUUCAUCGACCAAAAAGAGCAUACUUCAGUGUAAUGUGGGAGAUAAGAGGCCAAUUUACUUGUGUUCCUUGUUACCUGAGAAAUUUGAGACUUGCCCCUUGCAUCUUGAAUUUGAAGAGGAAGAUGAAGUAAUCUUCUCAGUAAUUGGUCCUCACAGCAUUCAUCUAUCUGGUUUCUUUUAUGGUGACACUCAGGAUGGUACUAGAGAUGACCAUGGGUCUGAUUCUUACGAGGAAGAUAUUGCUGAGACCGAGACUGAUGAAUCUAGUGAUUAUGAUAGUGAAGAUGCAUAUGAGGAUGACUUUAUUUUUGAUGAUGAUAUGGAGAUGUAUUCACCCUCACCUGUCCGCAAUAGUGGAGUGGUUAUUGAGGAAAUAGUUGAUAAUGAAAAGCCUGCUGAUCAGAAUGGCAUGUCCAAACAAGGAAAGAAAAAGUCAAAUACUUCUGAUGACAAUGGCAAGUCUGGGCAACAAAUUGUGGUUCACAGAGAUACUGGUCUUCAAGUCUUGGAAAGUGAAGACGAAGAUGGCUUUCCUAUAUCUUCCUCCCAUGGGAACAAAGCUGGUGAUAUGAGUAACCAAGGACAAGCUGAAGAAAACAAAGAGAAGAGAACUGAUGUGCAAGCCAAGGAGAAAGAAAAAGAUGUUCCUGUGCCCCAAAAAAGGAAAAGAAAGGUUGACGAUAUCGUCCAAGAUAAUGAACAAGCAAGGGAAACUGGCCAACAGUUCAAUUCAUCAUCAGCAAAUGCUGAAGUAGUUUCAGGAACUGAUUUUAAGCAAAAGAAAGAGAAAAAGAAAAAGAAAAAGAAGGGAAAGGCCAAAGAGGAAAAGACUGAAGCUGUUGCAGGCAGCGGGAAUACUAACCAGUCUGAGGCAGCUAACUUGGAGGUGGAGGAGGUUCCACCUGUUGGAAACGAAUCUAGUCAGAAGUCAAACAUUGAGAUAAAUAAUGUUGAUACUGACUCUAUUGCUGAGGGGAAAAAGAAGAAAAAGAACAAGGGCAAGAAGCAGGGAAGUGAAUCAGUUGGAAUUGGGGAUCAAACUGUUGCGGAUAAGAAUGGAUCCAGCAAUGUAGUGGAGAAGAUGGAAGCCAAACCAUAUCAAGUAAGGACCUUUCCCAAUGGAUUGGUUAUUGAGGAGGUGGCAAUGGGAAAACCAGAUGGGAAAAAGGCUUGUCCUGGUAAAAAGGUUGGCGUCCAUUAUAUUGGCAAGUUGAAAAAGAGUGGGAAAAUAUUCGACUCUAACAUUGGCAGAGCACCUUUUAAGUUCCGCCUAGGCAUAGGACAAGUUAUAAAAGGAUGGGAUAUUGGGGUCAAUGGUAUGCGAGUGGGAGACAAAAGAAGACUGACAAUUCCACCAGCCAUGGGUUAUGGUUCUCAAGGUGCUGGUCAAGCAAUACCACCAAAUUCUUGGCUGGUUUUUGAUGUUGAGUUGGUAAACGUCCAGUGAGAGCGGCCACUUAAAAGGGAAGAUCCAAACCUCAUAUUGCAGAGAUGUUGUAGUUCAUAUGUGUUGCUUUUAGUUCCUUCCAAACAAACUGAUUUUUGUAUUUGAUAGAGCAGAUAAUUUGUUUAAAAAUGGAAUGAAGUUUUGAUGUGGAUCAUGGACAAAUUGAAAUUAUUUAA